Messenger RNA from Neoarius graeffei (lesser salmon catfish), 1574 nucleotides. RefSeq names its product UBX domain protein 2A (gene ubxn2a). The record is from RefSeq and is a predicted model, not a curated record. Gene Ontology annotation, biological process: membrane fusion; autophagosome assembly; nuclear membrane reassembly. The coding region runs from base 152 to 886 and encodes 244 amino acids. Lineage: Eukaryota; Metazoa; Chordata; Actinopteri; Siluriformes; Ariidae. Gene Ontology annotation, cellular component: cytosol; nucleus. The transcript has 7 exons. Gene Ontology annotation, molecular function: ubiquitin binding.
AUAAAUGGCUGCUGCAUCUUCUUGUGUGUGUGUUAUUGCUGAGAGAAGCUUCAGAAGCUCAGGAUCUGUCUGUAGGAAUCUUAUGGCAUGGGAAACUGACUGAUGAGAGAAGACGUUAUGAAAGACACUGAUUUACGAGAAGGCGUCGAAGAUGGCCCAUGCUCUCAGGUGUGAUGGUGCUCAAAAUGAUCACGAUGAUGAAGAGGAGACCCCCAUAAGGUCGAGUUUCUCUGUGGAGGACCUUCUAGAUGAGGUGGAGAAGAUCAGCAGUGUUCCUACAUGUGGCAAGAAGGUGGAGAUUGUGGUUAGACUGUGGAAAGAUGGCUUUACUGUGAACGAUGAGGAUUUGCGCAGCUACUCCUCAGAGGAGAAUCAGGAGUUCCUCGAAGCGCUUAAACGAGGGGAGUUACCUUUGGAAUUGGAGGGAAGAGCAGAUGAGGAGGAGCUGGAGGUCAGUGUGGAGGACAUGAAGGAUGAAAUGUAUGUCCCAAAGAAGAAGACCUUCCUGCCUUUUAGUGGCAGAGGCUACAGACUGGGCAGCGUGGCACCAAGAGUUGUGGUCAGAUCUCGGUCAAUCCACGAAGACUGCUCUGGUCCCCCGGUCCCUCCAGUGGAGCUGGAUGAAGCAUUGCCCAUCACUUGUCUACAGAUCUGGCUAGCAGAUGGCCGACGGCUGGUGCAGAGGUUUAACCUUUCUCAUCGAAUCAGCGAUGUCCAAGGCUUUGUAGAGAAAGCCCAGACAACAAGCUCACCGUUCAUCUUGACCACAUCCCUGCCUUUUCGGGAGCUCACGCAGGGGAAUCUGAGCCUGGAGGAGGCUGACCUGACAAAUGCUGUUAUUGUCCAGCGGCCUCUCAGCACACAAGCACCUUUUGGUCACGCCUGAUCGAAGUCACCUUAAAGUAUGGAGAAAUGUUUUUCUGGACCUUUUCUAGAACACAAUACUUGCAGUGUUUAAUCCUUACAAAGCUGCUUAUGAGUCUAUACAACUGCAGACCUCUUUGCAUUCAUCCAAUUUGAAAACUCCACCUUGAAGAAUUAAAGAAUGGAAAACUUUUGUGGAAGAAAUCUCAUCACUCUCACCUUGUGAUCUUCAAUCGGAGCGCAAUAACCUUGUACUGGUUGUCUAAUCGUCAUGUGUAAAUGCUGCACCUAGUAUAAACACAAUAAAUAUUAUGGAAUUUAUAUCCAGUAGGUACGGUUUGAAUAACUGACCGUCACUCUUUGUUCUUCCCUUGCUGGAUGCCUUGACCACCUUCUGAUGCAAUGCAGUACACACAUGCCACGUCUUCAAUACUCAAUAAAUAUCUGACUGAGACUGUGCUGUGAUUUGAUUUAAAAAAAUUAAAAAAAAGUACUAAAUGCACUUGACUGUGUUUAUCACAGAUUUGACUGAAGCUUGUGUUGCCACAAUGAUAAUACUAUUUUUGUGUGUUAAAAUAUUUGCUGGUUUGCUGUUAUGAAAUUCAAGGCAGGAUUUAUUUGCAAGUGGAAGAUAUGUACAUGCACUUUAAAUCGAGUGAAAAGUUCUUUUGUACUGGAGCUUUGCUUGCAAUAAACCCAUUAAACAAUUG